CAGAGCCUCUCGCAGCCGCUCUCUGCCUACAACAGCAGCAGUUUAAGCCUCAACAGUUUAAGCAGCAGCAGAAGCAGCACUCCUGCCAAGACUCAGGCUCCCCCUCCACACAUAUCUCACCACCCCUCCGCCUCACCAUUCCCCCUCUCUUUACCAAGCCACAGCCCACUGCAUACCUUCACGCCCACCCUCCAGCCCCCCGCACACCCACAUCACCCCAAUAUGUUUGCCCCUCCUACGGCUUUGCCUCCUCCACCUCCAUUGACGUCAGGGACCCUGCAGGUUCCAGGACACCCAGCUGGUAGCACUUACUCAGAACAAGAUCUUCUCCGUCAGGAACUAAACACGCGGUUUUUGGCCUCGCAGAGCGCGGAUCGUGGGGCCUCCCUGGGCCCACCGCCGUACCUGAGGACCGAGUUCCACCAGCACCAGCACCAGCACCAGCACACACACCAACACACACACCAGCACACCUUCACGCCUUUCCCUCACGCCAUCCCACCCACUGCCAUCAUGCCGACGCCAGCACCGCCCAUGUUUGACAAAUACCCUACAAAAGUUGACCCCUUCUACCGUCACAGUCUGUUUCACUCCUAUCCUCCAGCUGUAUCAGGUAUUCCUCCCAUGAUCCCUCCAACGGGCCCCUUUGGCUCACUCCAAGGAGCAUUCCAGCCCAAGACUUCCAAUCCUAUCGAUGUUGCAGCCAGACCUGGAACUGUCCCACAUACCCUCCUACAGAAAGAUCCACGGUUGACAGAUCCGUUCAGGCCCAUGUUGAGGAAACCCGGGAAGUGGUGCGCUAUGCACGUCCACAUCGCCUGGCAGAUUUACCAUCACCAACAGAAAGUCAAGAAACAGAUGCAGUCAGAUCCACACAAGCUAGACUUCGGCCUGAAACCUGAAUUUCUGAGCAGGCCCCCAGGCCCCAGCCUUUUUGGAGCCAUCCACCACCCCCAUGACCUGGCCCGGCCCUCGACUCUCUUCUCUACAGCCAGUGGGGCUCAUCCAGCCGGAACCCCUUUUGGUCCUCCACCUCACCACAGCAACUUUCUCAACCCAGCUGCUCACUUAGAGCCUUUCAAUCGACCAGCUUCCUUCAGCGGUCUCACUGCAGUGGGUAGCAAUGCCUUCGGGGGACUCGGCAACCCGACAGUCACACCCAACUCAAUGUUCGGCCACAAGGAUGGCCCCAGUAUGCAGAGCUUUAGCAACCCUCACGAGCCCUGGAACCGACUGCACCGAACUCCUCCUUCGUUCCCGACCCCUCCGCCCUGGCUGAAGCCAGGAGAGCUGGAGCGCAGUUCAUCUGCUGCAGCUCAUGACAGAGAUAGAGAUGUAGAUAAACGAGACUCAUCUGUUAGUAAAGAUGACAAAGAAAGAGAGAGCAUUGAGAAAAGACACUCCAGCCAUCCUUCGCCAGCACCUAUCCAUCCAGUAAACUCCCUCGGACAUAAUCGCAGCUCCAGUGAGCAGAUCAGGAGCCAUCUGAAUCCUGAGGUUCGAGAAAAAGAGAAACCCAAAGAGCGAGAGAGGGAUCACUCCGAAUCUCGGAAGGAAAUUAAUGUUGAAGAGCACAAGGUGAAGGACAACUAUAUUUCAGAGAAAGAAAGCCUGAGCCAUGAAAGCCGAGUGGUGGAAGAGUCGAAGCAAAUGUCCAGGGUUCCUUCACCCUAUGCUAGGCCACCUGUUGUGGAAAGCAGCAGGCCUAACAGUACUUCAAACCGUGAGGCUGAGAGGAAGAAUGAGCCAGCGUACGAUAAUCCGAAGAAAAGCAGUGAAGUCAAAGUGAAGGAGGAGCGAAAGGAAGACCAUGAUGCUCAACAUGAGGGACCUCAGACUCACAGGUCGUCUGAUCAGCCACCGCCUAUAUCUACAUCUAACGUCCAUCCAAGUCCUUUAGUGUCUAUGCCCAUGACCGUAGGUGUAACUGGGAUACAUCACAUUAACAGCAUCAGUGGUCUGGAUAGGACUCGCAUGAUGACCCCUUUUAUGGGAAUUAGCCCAAUUCCUGGUGGAGAACGCUUCCCUUAUCCUUCUUUCCACUGGGAUCCAAUGAGAGAUCCCUUGAGAGAUCCUUACAGAGAACUAGAUAUUCAUCGGAGAGACCCCCUGGGCAGAGACUUUUUGCUAAGAAAUGACCCCCUUCAUCGUCUUUCUACGCCAAGAUUAUAUGAAGCCGACAGAUCGUUCAGGGAUCGGGAACCUCACGACUACAAUCACCACCACCAUCACCACCACCCUCUCUCCGUUGACCCUCGACGUGAGCAUGAGCGGGGCAACCACUUGGAUGACAGGGAGCGGUUGCACAUGCUCAGAGAGGACUACGAACAUGCACGCCUGCACUCAGUUCACCCGGCCGCCUUGGAUGGACACCUGCCUCACCCAAGCCUCAUCACACCAGGACUUCCUAGCAUGCACUACCCCAGAGUCAGUCCCCCGACAGGACACCAAAAUGGUAUCCUCAAUAAAACUCCUCCCACAGCAGCUCUCAGUGCCCCUCCACCACUUAUUUCUACGCUGGGGCCUCGGCCUGGGUCUCCAAGAAGGACUACUCCUCUGUCAGCAGAGAUGAGAGAGAGGCCUCCUUCUCACACCCUCAAGGACAUCGAAGCUCGAUAAGCAGAGCGAGACUAAAUAAAAAGCAGAGAGAGGGACAGAACGUUGUAAAUGAACAUAAAUAUAAAGACCUUCUUACUAGUCUAUUGAUACAGACUGGGAAUGUGACCCACUGUACAAUAUGUAUAGACCUGAGUGCAAAGAUUUUGAAAUGUUUUUUUUGUAUAUUAUAUGUUGAAAUUUUCCAGAUCUUUUAGCUAAGUCCAUACGUUCCUCGUGUCUCCUACUCUAUUUUAUUUCUAGUUAAAAAGUUUCAAAAUUUGAACUGAAGAACAAGACAUUAAUCUGAAUGAUUUGCCUAGAAACAAGCCACCACCAAUGACAACCGUACAAAGCUCUUUCAGACCAGAAGUGAAGACAUUUGUAGAUAUUUAUGUAAAAAGAGUGCUUCAUGGGUUAAUGGUUCAUAUAUGCAAAAAGGGUAAGAUGAAAGCUUUACUUUGUACAAAUGUAAAUAGAUAAAAUUAAGUAACAUAAUACAUUAAUACUUCUUAAACUGUGCUAUUUGCAAACUUAAUAUUGAUCAACACAGUCUGCUUAUGCUGUGUUACAUAUAUUGUUAUAGACAGCUAAACCCCUUCAACUAUGCAAUUAAUUUUAAGGCUUUUCACAAAAGCCUUUAUAACUCAAAGGAGCCUUUUCAACACACAACAUACUUAAAGUCAUAUUUUCCCUGAACAAGAUCAUCUGUACCUGAAACCUAUUUCUCCUGCUUGUUUUGAUGAAGAAACGGCCCACUAGAAGUGUAGUUUUCUGUCUGAACCCCUGCAUCAAGAUGCUGAUGUUACUGUACCUCAUGUAUUCCUUAGAACGCGUCAGGUUAGCAAUCUAGAAUCACUGAUACUGUCAUGGCAAAUAGGUUUUCAGUCACAUUAAUCUGGGUUAAACCGAGUAAUGAUCAAAUGCUGGCUGUUUUCGAGAACAUUCGUCACUUAACACGUCAGAUUUAUUUUUGGAAGAACCUCUGCUGAUAACCAUUCAUGUCUGUGUGUCAUUUUUCUCUGUACGCACACUUUUCUUUUUUUUUAAGUGAUGUUUAGCUACACUGAAACAAAUCCUACAAGAAAGCCAAUACUUUUCUAGAAAAAUGAUGGAUGUGUUUUCACUGUGGAUCAGUAGUUUAAUUAAUGAACUCCGCUGCAGAUUUCAUAAUGCAAUUUGUUGUAUUUCAGUUGGUAAUAAAGUCUGUGAAUAGUUAACAGGUCAGCCUUGUUGUUCCCUAAUCACAGCAGACGUGAAUUCACAUGAAGAACGUGGUUCUUUUUAACAAAAUGCAUCAUUCUUCUGAAAUCUGUCUUUUCAUAACACACUUUUUUAUAAUGCAUUAAGUUUCUUAUCUAAAUAUUUGGAGAGAAUAUGACUUUAUCAGAGAGAAUUCACUAUCUUGUCUACUGGACUGUAAAAUAUAUGUAUGAAAUAAAAUUAGUUCCAUUGGUCUUCUAGUGUAUUAAAGUGCUAUCUGAAGUUGUUAUCCUGUUUUGGCAAAAAAAAAAGAAAAAAAAGAAAAAA
Molecule: messenger RNA, 4125 nt
Organism: Meleagris gallopavo (turkey)
Lineage: Eukaryota; Metazoa; Chordata; Aves; Galliformes; Phasianidae
Source: RefSeq, a predicted model, not a curated record